AUGUCUCAACGUCGUACCCGUCGUGUCGAGGCGGAAACAUCCCCGCCCACAAUCCUCUCCCCCCAAAGCCCUCGCAUCUCCAGCUCCUCCGCUUCUCCCCCCUCCGGUGUCAGCUCCUCUACCCGCGAGACCAGGGCUCAAUCCACUCGCAGCACAACCACCCCCGCCCCUAGAUAUCCCCCCGGCUCCCGUCCUAGCGAUUCUGCCUCUGGGAAACCUGAACUAAAACCGCUCCCGCCAAUGUUACUGCCGCCCUACAUGCUCUACAACGAGGGCAUGCUGGAACCCCGCCUGUUCGUUGGGCCGCCGAGAUCGCUGGAUCUUGCAAUUCGACAGCGUGUUUUCCAGAAUGCGACUUUCGAAGCCCAUCUCGAUGGCUGGAGGGCCACUGAUACCUCAUUGUUUCGAGCGGCCACACCUGGGCAGCUACAUGGCGGGGGCUAUAGGUCUUUGUCGCGUGAUCCGCACCUGUACUCGCAGGGCCCCGUCAGACAUCAUGAUGUGAACGUAGUCUCCCCGGGUGGGAUGCCGAGAGAUGAGGCCCGCCAUCCACCUGCAGUUACCUCGUAUCUGUGCCCUCAGAGAGGACAUGUCCGAUCGUUUCCGGAUGCGAGGUCCCCUGUCCGCGGCACGGUGGCGUCGAACAUGGCCUACGGUCCCCGCGGCGACCUACACCUCAAGAAAACUCAAGACAUUGAGGAUGGGGCAGGUACACAGACCACCAUCACCAACGAGAAUUUCCCGGCCGCGGUUAGCGACCGAUCUACCGAAGAAAACAAUGAGCGCAACUCAGAAACAGAGUCGGAAAUUAAUCCAGCUCAAGAAAAAACCAAGCUUUCUUCUCACCUCCUGAUCAUGACAGAAAAGACCGGAGGAAAUAUCAACCCCGUCAACCCCUUCGCCAUCGAAGCCAGCACCUCAGGUCCACCCGCCUCCGCCUCCGCCGGGCUUGACGACUCCGUCUCUCCUCGCACCGUCACUACUACUCCCCAUCCGCCAAUGCUCACGAAGACCAAGAACUCACCCCCGGACCUACCACCGCCACAAAAUGACUUUCAGGCGCUCAUCGACUUGCCGCGGAGAGGUAUUCCGCAGGGAAGGCUUGCUACAGUGAAGCGCGAGGCUGGGGAGGAUGAGGGUGUUGGGCAGCAGGCUGGGCACGGGGAGUCUGUUGGGGAGGAUGAGGAUGAGGAUGAGAUGGAGGUGUGUUGA
This is a messenger RNA of Morchella importuna, 1212 nucleotides long. RefSeq lists its product as uncharacterized. Bases 1 to 1212 code for a protein of 403 amino acids. Lineage: Eukaryota; Fungi; Ascomycota; Pezizomycetes; Pezizales; Morchellaceae. The transcript is spliced from 2 exons. The record is from RefSeq and is a predicted model, not a curated record.